GCUCUCAUCCGCGGCACAGCUGUUUUCAUGCUGACCAGAUGACUUCCAAGACUUCCAUGUUUGCUGACUGGUGCAGUCGCAUUAUCUGAUGUCUGUGCCAGAGUCUGAGUUGCUUUCACUGACUUUGCUGGAUUCUCCCACGUGCUGCUUGAACAUUCAUCCCUUCAUUCUUAGCAGGUCUUCCUAGUGUUUUUCCACUCACUCGACAUGGACAGUGAGGAUUCAGACAAGGUCCAGAUCGGCGAAAACAAAUUUGUUAGCAAGAGCAUUCUUCUCUCACAGCUCAACACAUACAACCUUUAUUACAAAGGAGAAGCUCUCCAGUUGAGACACAGAGAGGAGGAAGGAGAGUUGAUCAUUGAGGGUUUGCUCAAUGUUUUCUGGGGCGUACAGCGGCCAAUCAGACUGCAGAUGCAGGACGAGAAAGAGGCAGGCAGGCCACGCCCCUCACUAACAUCUCUGAGCGCCGAAACGGACAUCAACACACUCAAUUCUAAAAACUUAGCAGUGUUCACUGUCUACGCAUCAUAUCUGAACGACUGUGUCUGUCUCGUUGGAUUUGUAAAAGCUCGUCUGGCAGGUGAGGAGGAGCAGCAGGAGUCGACACACUCCCAUCGUCUCGCCAGGACCAAGACUGAUGUCGGCGGAAGGAGAAUCAGCGGGCGACGGCUUGGAAUCAGGAGAGUCCAGAGAAACCGAUGCUCCUUCAACGGCCACUUUUAUAACCACAAGACGGCAGUUUUUACGCCUAAGUUCGGCUCUGUGACCAACGUCCGCGUCAACAGCUGUAUGACGACAGCACAGGUCAUGCGGUUGCUGCUUAACAAGUUCAAGAUUGAGAACAGCCCGGAUGAAUUCAGCCUUUAUAUCGUCCACGCCAGUGGAGAGAGACAUCAGCUGAAGCCUAAUGACCAUCCUUUGGCGCUCAGGGUUUUGCAAGGCCCUUGUGAACAGGUCAGCAAAAUGUUCCUAAUGGAGACGGACCAGGUGGAAGAGGUCACCCAUGAUGUGGCACAAUACAUCAAGUUUGAGCUUCCGGUUUUACAAAGCUUCAUUGCUAAGCUGCAAGAGGAAGAAGAAAGAGAGAUGCAGAAACUGAAGAAGAGGUACGCAGAUAUGCGCCGUAUCAUCAAGAAAUACAUGCGGUCUUUAGCUGAUUCAACUAACGUUACAUGAUGAAGCUGUGCAGGCAUGUAUCACUCGUGAACACAAUCCUCAAAGCACCAACAGUAGUGACAAAACAGUGCUGUCUCAGGAAAAGGAACAUAUUUUUAGUUAAAUUUGGCUUUUAUUGUCUUCACGUAAUAUAUAAUAUAAUAAUACAGCAGUAUCCAAAGGUACCAUGACUUAAUCUAAAUAAGCUUCAUUGGAUAAACCUUACUUAGCCUUCUUUUUUACAAAGGAAAGCAAAUGGGUCCAAAAAUGUAGCAGUGUUUGACUUUCACUCAUGCACAAUGAUAAUAAUAAUAAGCCGUAAGAAUGGUAAUUCAAAAUUUGAUAUAAUGUAGAGCCCGUAUUGUGUGAAUAAAUAGACAA
Molecule: messenger RNA, 1536 nt
Organism: Sinocyclocheilus rhinocerous
Lineage: Eukaryota; Metazoa; Chordata; Actinopteri; Cypriniformes; Cyprinidae
Product: ras association domain-containing protein 2-like
Exons: 9
Coding region: 208-1176 (322 amino acids)
Biological process (GO): positive regulation of JNK cascade; regulation of non-canonical NF-kappaB signal transduction; positive regulation of protein kinase activity
Cellular component (GO): cytoplasm; nucleus
Source: RefSeq, a predicted model, not a curated record